Onychostruthus taczanowskii (white-rumped snowfinch) is the source of this 349-nucleotide messenger RNA. Its product is annotated as creatine kinase M-type-like. Gene Ontology annotation, biological process: phosphocreatine biosynthetic process. Gene Ontology annotation, molecular function: creatine kinase activity. The record is from RefSeq and is a predicted model, not a curated record. The transcript is spliced from 2 exons. The coding region runs from base 44 to 334 and encodes 96 amino acids. Lineage: Eukaryota; Metazoa; Chordata; Aves; Passeriformes; Passeridae.
UGACCCCCAUUGACCCCCGGUGUCCCCAGGCCACCCGUUCAUCAUGACCGUGGGCUGCGUGGCCGGUGACGAGGAGUCCUACGAGGUCUUCAAGGAGCUCUUCGACCCCGUGAUCCAGGACCGGCACGGGGGCUACAAACCCACCGACAAGCACCGCACCGACCUCAACCACGAGAACCUCAAGGGCGGGGAGGACCUGGACCCCAAGUACGUGCUGAGCAGCCGCGUGCGCACCGGCCGCAGCAUCAAGGGUUACUCGCUGCCGCCGCACUGCAGCCGCGGCGAGCGCCGCGCCAUCGAGAAGCUGUCAGUCACAGGUGAGGGCGUGGCCUAAAGGGGCGUGGCCUGU